Macadamia integrifolia is the source of this 600-nucleotide messenger RNA. RefSeq lists its product as uncharacterized. The transcript has a single exon. The record is from RefSeq and is a predicted model, not a curated record. Lineage: Eukaryota; Viridiplantae; Streptophyta; Magnoliopsida; Proteales; Proteaceae. The coding region runs from base 1 to 600 and encodes 199 amino acids.
AUGGUGAAGGCUUCAGAUUUUCCUUCUUUGUUAUUUAAUAAAAUAGGGUACUCUGGGGAUUUAAUUCACAAUGAUCGGGUGGACAAGGUUCUGAAUCUUUGGCUUAUGUGGAGACAAGGUUCUUCUCGUCCCUCAAUUGUUUCUUUGUCUGACCAACAAUUAUCAGUCACGGUGGAUUGGUUGGGUUGCUCAGUGGGAUUGACCUUCGUUCAUGCAAAUUGUUUUAAGGUUAAUUUCCGAGAGCUCUGGACUGACCUGGGUUUGGUGGUGAACCCAAAUAUUCCAUGGUUGGUCAUAGGGGACUUUAAUGCUACUCUUCUUUCAAAUGAAAAAAGGGGGCCAGGAAGAUUUAAUGCUAGCUCGGCGGCAGAGUUUCAAGCAAUGGUGGACACGUGUGCUUUGGUCCAAGCUCCUUCACAGGGGAAAAAGUUCACGUGGAUUAAGAAUCGUCGCAGAGGAAAUGUUGUAGCUGUUCUGGAUCGAAGUUUCUGUAAUGGGAAUUGGCUGGAGGUGUUCAAGAAUAUUAAUCAAAUUGUUUUGCAAAGAACUACCUCGGACCAUGCCCCUGUUCUGGUGGUCUCAGAUGCCAUCCCUCAAUAA